AAUGGUGAGGAACGCGGUUGUGGUUAGUGGAGAGGUGGCCUCCUUGGGGCUGAAGGCUGUGGAUGCUGGGGCAUUGGAAGAGGGAGCUGUUAGGACAGGAUCGGGUGCUGCCCGUUAUGAGAGUGGGGGCAGCAAGAAAUGGCAGUCUUUCCUGAGGCCCGGGGCGUGACCGUGGGCGGAAGAGACUUAGGUGGGUGGGAGGAGAACCCCCCUGAGGACAGAGAGGCGCAGGCCACGGCCUGGUCAGCCCCGGGGGCGCUGAGGUCGCCGAGGAGGAUCAGCGGUGUGAGGGCUGCGAGGAGGACAGGGCGUGUACCACGUGAGAAGCGUGUUCAGAGGCUGGCUGGGUGGGAGGAGAAUGUCCAUGGGAUUGGCACAGGUCUCGAACAUGGGGCUGCUGGGACAGUCGCGCAGCAGAUCCUGACGCUCAGCGGAUCGUCCCUCAGGUGUCAGCUCCCAACAGCAGGGAAGGAAGCCUGCGGCGGACCCAGAGGAGACUGGCACCAACCUCCCCGGGCUCGGAUGCACAGGCCCAGAGCCCAUCAAUCCUAAGCCAGCCCCGCCCUCCGGGCUGCGUUUAUCCGGCGGCGCAGGAACUUCCUGCGCGGUUGCUAUGGUUCCGAGGGCAGGACGAUGCGAGGCUGUCCUGUACUAUGGGAGGCUGCCCUGUAAGGAAAAGAAGAAGAAAUGGCAGUGAAGAGGGCAAUCAUCAUUCUGCCCAGCCCAAAAGGAAUAAGGGAAACCCUAUCUUUCAGGAUUCUCAAGAUACAGAGUUCUCAUGGAGUGAUAAUGAAAGGAGCAGCAGCUGCAUUAAUAUCCCAGAGAGAGCAAGUGGACCAGAAGGCAACUUAAACCAGAUUGUUACUGAACCCAAUGCAAACAUUCCCCAGUUCUUGCAUGAGGGAUUGUGUAAACCUGUUCAUGUCAUAAACUGGUUUAUGUCCUUUGGUCCUGAAAUAAAACUCAAUACUUCACAGCAGGGAAGGAACCAAGCUGUUUAAAACUAAUUAUCUCCACUAUGAAGGAGAAGUAUUUUCAAGGAAUAUCAGAAGAAAGUAGAAAGUGAGAGGAGGUUCCAGCUGAGCUUCCUGGGUCGAGUAGGGGCUCAGAAAGCUGUGAAACUCACUCAUUUCCUGCAUCAGGACUUACUUUGGUCCUGGAUGAAUAGUAUUGAAGAUACAUGCUUAAAAUAUUCCUAACAUCAGAAUUUGUGCCUGUGUUUCCUUCCCCAAGAAAGCUAUAAACAGCAAAAAUUUUGUUGUAAGCUUCCCUGUGUCCUCUCUCUCUCCCUUCCCCCUCCCCUGAAACUAAAAGGAAUGUUAAAAGCCCCUUUUUCUUUGACCAGCAGACCUUAUCUAUGUUCCCAAUUCCAAUUCCUUGUAAACACAAUAUGUAAAAUCCUGUGAGAUCCUGUCUCCUUUGUCAUGCCACUGCAAGGUUAUAAGUAGAUAAAAGUUAAGUUACAAUUCCGGUUUGCCUCAAGACCUGAGUCAUGUUAAUUGUCUUUGUUUCUCGCUCUGGUAACAUCUUCCUGCCGCACAUAUUUCCCGCCUUAAAGAGUUUAAAAGGCGUUCAAAAAAAUCUAACACUGGCUACCCGCUUGGUACCCCUUCCACGCUGUGGAAGCUUUGUAUGGUCACUCUGCUUAAUAAAGCCUCCAGCUUUUUA
Molecule: messenger RNA, 1668 nt
Organism: Piliocolobus tephrosceles (Ugandan red Colobus)
Lineage: Eukaryota; Metazoa; Chordata; Mammalia; Primates; Cercopithecidae
Gene: VCF2
Product: VCP nuclear cofactor family member 2
Exons: 4
Coding region: 654-1001 (115 amino acids)
Source: RefSeq, a predicted model, not a curated record